AUGCCUUUGUGUUAUUAUCGCACCCCCUGCCUCUCUGACGACACGAGUUUACCAACCCCCCCUGCUGGUCGUUACCGAUCCACUGUCCAUAUGCCCAUCGUGCAUUCACCACAGAAUGGAAUGUUCAUAAUUCCUUUCUUUCUUUCUUUCUUUCUUCCCUCCUUCUUCCCUCCUUCCGUCCAUCCUCCCUCCCUCCCUUCCUUCCUUCCUAGCUUCCUCCCUUCCAUCCUUCAUUCAUUCCCUCCUCCAUUUCUUCCUUCCUUCUUUCCUUCAUACAUUCUUUCCCUCCCUCCCUUCCUUCCUUCGUUCAUUCAUUCCCUCAUCCCUUCUUUCCUUCCUUCCUUCCUUUAUUUAUUCAUUCCCUCCCUUCCUUCCUUCUUUCUUUCAUUCAUUCAUUCCCUCCUCCCUUCUUUCUUUCUUUCUUUCUUUCUUUCCUUCCUUCCUUCCCUCCUUCCUUCUUUCGUUCAUUCAUUCCCUCCUCCCUUCAUUCAUUCCCUCCUCUCUUCCUUCCUUCCUUCGUUCAUUCAUUCCCUUCUUUCCUUUCUUCCUUCCUUCAUUCAUUCAUUCAUUCCCUCCUCCCUUCAUUCCCUCCUUCCUUCGUUCAUUCAUUCCCUCAUCCCUUCUUUCCUUCCUUCCUUCCUUCCUUUAUUUAUUCAUUCCCUCCCUUCCUUCCUUCUUUCUUUCAUUCAUUCAUUCAUUCCCUCCUCCCUUCUUUCUUUCUUUCCUUCCUUCCUUCCUUCCUUCAUUCCCUCCUCUCUUCCUUCCUUCCUUCGUUCAUUCAUUCCCUUCUUUCCUUUCUUCCUUCCUUCCUUCAUUCAUUCAUUCCCUCCUUCCUUCGUUCAUUCAUUCCCUCCUUCCUCCCUUCCUUCCUUCCUUCCUUCCUUCCUUUCCUGUCACUUAGUUCUUUCUUUUUAUUUCUUCCUUCCUUUCGUUCAUUCUUUCUUUCUUCUUUUUCUUUCAGAUCAUUCAUCCUUUUUCAUGCUAGAUUUUUAUCUUUUCUUCCUCUAUUUUUACAAUUUUUUUUCUUUCUCUCUUUCCUUUUCCCUCCUUUUUCUCCACCUCUUUCUUUCGUUCUUUUUUUUUUUUAAUUAUUUCUUUUUUUUUCUCUGUCACAUCAUCAGUUUGUUUUAUCUUUCUUUACCAAUUUUUUCUUUCUCUUCCCUCUCAGUAUUUUUUUUAUCUUAUGCUUUUUUUUUCUUUUAUUUCAUUUUUAUCAAGUUUUCUUUCUUUCUUUCUUUCUUUCCUUUCUUUCUUUCUUUCCACUUCUACGAAGUAUACAUUACCCAAUUUCUCUAUUGUAAAUCGGUGAGAAGUGUACCUGAAAAUAUUUUAGUCAUUGGGUCCCAUAUCUAUCUAUCUAUCUAUCUAUCUAUCUAUAUUUUUGUUUGUUUUUUCUGUAUUUUUCUUCAUAUCUAUCUAUCUAUCUAUCUAUCUAUCUAUCUAUCUAUCUAUCUAUCUAAAACUUAA
Acanthosepion pharaonis is the source of this 1467-nucleotide messenger RNA. NCBI's taxonomy places the organism in Eukaryota, Metazoa, Mollusca, Cephalopoda, Sepiida, Sepiidae. The record is from the annotation of a GenBank genome assembly.